Molecule: messenger RNA, 861 nt
Organism: Nicotiana attenuata
Lineage: Eukaryota; Viridiplantae; Streptophyta; Magnoliopsida; Solanales; Solanaceae
Exons: 1
Coding region: 1-861 (286 amino acids)
Molecular function (GO): zinc ion binding; nucleic acid binding
Source: RefSeq, a predicted model, not a curated record
AUGGCAAGCAGCAGUCUCUCUUUGAAUGCCCCACAAACUUUCACUGGUAAAAACUAUCAGAUUUGGUCAGUGAAAAUGAAAUCAUAUCUUGAAGCCUAUGAUUUAUGGGAAGUUGUAAUGGAAGAUAGACCAUUAGAACCACUCCCUGCAAAUCCUACUCUUUCUCAAAUUAAAAACCAUUCAGAAGAGAAAACCAAAAAAUACAAAGCCAAAACUGUAAUUCAAAAUUCAGUUGCAGAUUCAAUUUUUUCUAAAAUCAUUGAAUGUGAGACCACAAAAGAAGCUUGGGAAAAACUUAAAAAGGAGUACCAAGGAAGUGAUCGAGUUAGACAAAUGCAGAUUUUAAAUUUGAAAAGGGAUUUUGAAUCUCUUAGGAUGCAAGAAGACGAGACUAUCACUAGGUAUUCUGAUCGGAUUUCUUCUAUUGUUAAUAGAAUCAGGUUGCUUGGCAAGGAUUUUAAAGAUGACAGAAUAGUUGAAAAAAUUCUUGUGACGGUUCCAGAGAUAUUUGAAUCCAAACUUUCCUCUCUAGAAGAGUCUAAAGAUCUCUCAACCAUCUCUGUUGCAGAAUUAAUAAGUGCUCUUCAAGCACAAGAACAAAGAAGAGCAUUUAGACAAGAAAUGGUUAGUGAAGGUGCUUUUUAUGCACAAAACAAAAAAGAAAAGAUCAAAUAUCCUCUUUGCAAAUACUGCAAAAAGAAAACACACCUAGAAAAAUUUUGUUGGUUGAGACAUGAUGCAAUAUGUGGUAUUUGCAAACAAACAGGCCAUGUUACAAAAGUGUGUAAGUUCAAAGAUACUCAACAGAAUCCUCAAGCACAAACAGCAGAAGCAGUAAUUGAGGAGGAGCAAUUGUUUUAG